AUUUUAGUUCCAAGCAAAUGAAGGUAUUGGGUUGGAAGAGCCAAUAUGUCGACUGAUUUCAAAUAAACUAUGACACUAGCUUUCAUUAAAUGUAUUUGACGUGGUGUUAAACUCCGGACCAGGUGCAGUCGAAAUCUUCUUAAAUGACGGUUAGGACUACUGACUGAAUCAAGUCCCUCUUUGGUUCGAGAUUUUACAAUCAGACAUUACCUAGCUUGGUUUUUCCAAGACCUCGUCAUACAACCGCCAUAUUGGAGGGAACUGUAAAGUCAAAACAUUGGCAAUCUACUUCAAGAGUGUUCGUUAAUUCAAGAUCCGUGACGGAGUGCAGUGGUUGGUCCAUGUGGAGUGUACAGGGGGAGGCAGUCUGCUCAACUCAAUCCGAAUUCCCCCGCAGCGGGCCGUAAACUACUCCGAACUUCACUCACACAUCAUCCGGGGAACAGCUUCUACUCAAUAUGAAAGGUAGCCGGAUUGAGCUGGGGGACGUCACGCCUCACAACAUUAAGCAGCUGCAGCGGCUGAACCAGGUGAUCUUCCCGGUCAGCUACAACCACAAGUUCUACAAGGAUGUCCUGGAAGUCGGCGAGCUGGCCAAACUAGCGUACUUCAAUGACAUCGCAGUGGGAGCAGUAUGCUGUCGAGUAGACCACUCCCAGAAUCAGAAACGGCUUUACAUCAUGACCCUUGGCUGCCUGGCUCCCUACCGUAGACUUGGUAUAGGGACAAAGAUGCUGAACCAUGUGUUGAACAUCUGCGAAAAAGAUGGCACCUUUGACAACAUUUAUCUCCACGUGCAGAUCAGUAACGAGUCCGCUAUCGAUUUCUACCAGAAGUUUGGUUUUGAAAUUAUGGAGACGAAAAAGAACUACUACAAGAGGAUAGAGCCAGCUGACGCCCACGUGCUUCAGAAGAACCUGCGUAGUCUAUGUUUGCCCCCCAGCGGAGAGCUGCAAAAGGCCAACUAGGGGACAUGCCAGGCCCUGACCUCCAGACACGGCACUGUCACGCCCCGCCCAAAAUGGAGCUAUGACGGACACCAGAGGUUUAAUCCUGAUGGUUUUGAUGAGUUUACCUCCUUUAAGGGACGUGCGAAAUAAAAAUAAUGCUGCAUUUUUGUUGGAAAAAAAAAUGUUUUCCUGUUACGGUUUCUUUACUUUUUUUUUUUCUUUUUUCAUUUAGAGAUGUGAAAAUAAAGAAAUGUGUGGCUUGCUACAGCAGGCAGGUCACAGCAUGCUGAAAGGCUUAUUUCUCUGAAAGGAUUACAAACGGUCAUUAAGGUUAGAGGGUAUCUUUGAUUAUUAAUGAUAUAAUAAUAAUAAAUGAUGUCUGUUGACCUUAGUAUUACGCUCUGAAUUGCCAUGGCAAUAUUCAGAGCUCCGUCCCUCACAGCCAAGGAGCUGAGUGGCAGACGGCCAAUAGGAAGAGAAUUGCACUGAAUUUUGGAGACUUUUCUUCUUCUUGUUCUUCUUUAUAUUAGCAUAAAGCAACGUGUGGGAGUAAUGCUGGAUGUUAAGAUUUGUUGCCGAUUUCAGCGUCACUGGUCAGGUCUAGGGCUGGUUCAGUGCCCUUUAGGGCUGGGAGGUUAAACGGUUUGUGUUGGAGGAGGCAAUCAAAGUGGCCUGGAAUGGAUGUGGUGUGAGUUUGACGGCUUCCUUAUAUCAAUACGCCACACAAUGUUUUCAUGUUGAGGUUAAUUUUUUGUCUUUUCGGGGUUUGUCCAAAUGCUGCAGUUAUUAAUGCAAUUGGUAAAUUAGGAGCAAGGUGGAAGGACUGAGUGAUAUGACGGGGCAGAGAGAAUGGCAAACUAUGAACAAAGGAGGUAUGUGUGUGGCGCAGAGACAGAGUGAAAGCAAAACAAAUGGUUUUAAAUUAUUUUUUAAAAUGGUGACAAUGAUAAAAAUGUAAUGUCAAUUUCCCCCCCUUACAGAAACAGAACUGUGAACAACUUCAAAGGUUAAAACAAAUGUAACGUGGGUCACAGCUUACAUUAGGCAAUUUUUGAGUGACCCAUUUAUCUGUUGUUGAAAUGUGCCAUUUUUCAUUUGAAGCCAUUUUGAGACUGUGACACCUAUCCUUGGUUUGUUUUGUUUGGCAGAAAGGUUAGGGCAGAUUAGUUUGAGAAAGGGAGGGUCUGUGUGCAUGCUGGAUUUGCUUAGAUACUUGUCAGAGAUCAUCAAAGGUCAUACACUUCAAGUAUACCACAUCAGAAACCCUGGCCCUCUGUGUCAGGAUGUCCCGCUUGCCCCAUUGUAAUAAAAUCAUGUUUUUGCUUGCUUGGAGGACUUUGAUCUGUUCUGGAGCUCUGUUUUGACCUUUUAACUUUAAAUAAAGACUCUAUUUGCAUUUGA
This is a messenger RNA of Conger conger (European conger), 2351 nucleotides long. RefSeq names its product N-alpha-acetyltransferase 50, NatE catalytic subunit (gene naa50). The transcript is spliced from 6 exons. Gene Ontology annotation, biological process: mitotic sister chromatid cohesion. NCBI's taxonomy places the organism in Eukaryota, Metazoa, Chordata, Actinopteri, Anguilliformes, Congridae. Gene Ontology annotation, cellular component: NatA complex. The record is from RefSeq and is a predicted model, not a curated record. Gene Ontology annotation, molecular function: acyltransferase activity, transferring groups other than amino-acyl groups. Bases 459 to 968 code for a protein of 169 amino acids.